AGUACGCAUGUACACUGUAAACAGACGGCAACGUAAAAAUAUAUUUUUUAGUGCAAAAAUUACACGGUCUUAAUCCAAAGUGGGUGGCAUGUCCGGACGGGCGUCCAUGGCGGUUGUACCGCUGCUGGUGCUUCUCGUGAGUGCCGGCGGUGCCCAAAAAGUGCCGAAUUACGCGGCCAAUCGGACAACGAUGGUCCAUCUCUUCGAGUGGAAGUGGAACGAUAUAGCGAACGAGUGCGAGAACUUUCUCGGGCCCAAGGGCUUUGCUGGUGUGCAGGUCUCACCGGUCCAGGAAAACGUGAUAAUAAAGGGCCGCCCGUGGUACGAGCGCUACCAGCCCAUCAGUUACUUGAUGGAGACGCGCUCGGGCACGGAAGCCGAGUUCCGGGGUAUGGUCGAGCGGUGCAACCGCGUGGGCGUCCGCAUCUACGUGGACGUGCUCCUGAACCACAUGAGCGCCGAUCACGAGGACGCGACCGGCACAGCCGGCUCCCCGGCCCGGCCGCACGAGCGCCACUACCCCGCCGUGCCCUACUCCCGCGAGCACUUUCACGACACUUGUUCCAUCAACGAUUACGGGAACGUCCACGAGGUGCGCAACUGCGAGCUCGUCGGGCUACACGACCUCGACCAGAGGCACCCCCACGUGCGCGCCAAACAGCUCGAGUUCCUCAACCGAGUCAUCGGCGCCGGGGUCGCCGGUUUCCGGGUCGACGCAGCCAAGCACAUGUGGCCGAACGACUUGAAGUACAUUUACUCGAGCACGCGCGAGCUCAACACGAGUCACAGCUUCCCGGAGAACGGCCGUGCGUUUUUCUUCCAAGAGGUGAUAGAUUACGGCGGCGAGGGGAUCAAGAACCACGAGUACAGCGACCUCGGGGUGGUUACCGAGUUCCGUUACGGUCACGAGCUGAGCAACGCCAUGAUCGGCAACAACCAGCUCAAAUGGCUGGUGAGUUGGGGCCAGGACUGGGGGUUCAUGCCCCCGGGCGACGCGCUCGUCUUCAUCGACAACCACGACACGCAGCGUUCCGGCAACGAGAUACCCCUGACCUACCAACGCUCCCGGCUCUACAAGAUGUCCGUGGCCUUCAUGCUGGCCCACCCGUACGGCUGGCCGCGGAUCAUGAGCUCGUUCGACCUAUCCGGCCCCCUCAGCCCACCUACCACCUCACCCAACAUACGCCCCGACGGCAGCUGCUCCGGGCCCUGGAUCUGCGAGCACCGCUGGCGGCAGAUCUACAACAUGGUCGGGUUUCGCAAUCGCGUGGCCAACGCGGACUUGAACUCCUGGUGGGACAACGGCUCCAACCAGAUCAGCUUCUGCAGGGGCGACCGGGGCUUCUUGGCUAUAAACGGUGAGAAGGACGCCGUGCUGAGCCAGAGGUUGAAGGUGUGUGUGGCUAAGGGUACGUACUGCGACGUUAUCUCGGGUGAGCUGCGUGAUGGCCGUUGUACCGGAAAGUCCAUCAAAGUCGAUGAAAAUGGCACAGCCCACAUACAGAUCCGACCAAGGGACGAGGACGGUGUCGUUGCCAUCCACGUUGGGGAGAAUGAUGAUGUAGUAUCGAACAAUUUAAUUCAUGCUUUUGUAGUACUUUGA
Messenger RNA from Copidosoma floridanum, 1603 nucleotides. Its product is annotated as alpha-amylase-related protein. Gene Ontology annotation, molecular function: alpha-amylase activity; cation binding. Gene Ontology annotation, biological process: carbohydrate metabolic process. NCBI's taxonomy places the organism in Eukaryota, Metazoa, Arthropoda, Insecta, Hymenoptera, Encyrtidae. The record is from RefSeq and is a predicted model, not a curated record.